ACGUCCCGUUAUCGUCCCGUCAGACCGCUCAUUGCACCAGGAGCCGUUCAGCUGCCUCCGGACGUCUUCACCUCCUUUUGCCUUUUUUCCUCCUCCUUCAUCUAAUUCCUCCUCCUCGGAUGGGGUCGCCUCCAUUCCUCCACCGCCUGCACCGCCCGCCCGCCGCCCUCCGCCGGGACUGAAGCCGCUCGCAGUGAGUAGCAGGACGGUGUCCUCUCCGUCCUCUCCGUCCCUCCGGCCUCUGUCUCCUCCGUGACUCUCUGUUCUGAUGCGAUUCUUCAGACUCACAUUCAAGUGUUUCGUGGAUUGUUUUUGAAGGUCGUCGCCUGAGUGUCGGUGUCACAGCCGUUAUCUUUAUUUUCAACGUUUUAUUCUGUCAUUUCACCUGCGAGACGGGAGAGAAACCUUCGUCUCUACUGUAAGAACCUUUGACUUUUGUGUUUUUCUACUUUGAAUCUGAAGAAUCGAUCAAUAAAGCAUCAGACUCGGGCUCCACUCGAUAUUAUUCAUAUCACCAGUGCAGCAGAGACUCUGACCAAACUGAAUUUACAUUCAAACAGAAGAACUGAGUGAAAGGGAAGCAGGUUCUUCUCUGGUUUGAAACUGGGACUGAAAGAAGAAUCAAAGUGAUCCUUCACUGAAGAGACCAGCAGACAUCCACCAGGAUUAACAGCUGAGAGGAGCCGAGGUGUUUCUGUGGACUGCUCCUUUACUGACAGGACAGAACUUCAUAGGAGAUCAAGGGAAUCAAGUAUACACACAAACCCCCUGACACCUGGUUCCUCUCGGUUCCCUCCUGGUUUGUGGACUAGUUUGUGUCCUGGUCCCUGAGUAAGUCCUACCUGGUUCCUGCCUGGUUCCUAACUGGUUCCUGCUCUGAGGGAUGGAGAAGCAGACCCUUCCAGCCUCCUCCUGCUCCCUGGUUCUCCUGGAGGAGACCAAAAAGAGCCCCCUUCUUAUGUCCAAUGGUGGCGGUCACCCCCCUGUGGCAGCUGCUAACCUCAGCCUCGUGGAAGGUCCUGGAGAAGGUGGCGGUGGAGCUUGUGUUGGUCUGGACAAGAAAGGAGGCGUGGUCACGAGGCCUCAGCCGGGAUACCCUGAGCGUGAAACAUGGACGCGGCAGAUGGACUUCAUCAUGUCCUGCGUUGGAUUCGCUGUGGGACUCGGCAACGUGUGGAGGUUCCCCUACCUGUGCUACAAGAACGGAGGAGGCGUCUUCCUGAUCCCCUACAUGCUCAUCGUCUUUGUCGGUGGGAUCCCCAUCUUCUUCCUGGAGAUCGCUCUGGGACAGUUCAUGAAGGCCGGCAGCAUCAACGUGUGGAACAUCGCGCCGCUCUUUAAAGGUCUCGGGUACGCCUCCAUGGUGAUCGUGUUUUUCUGUAACACCUACUACAUCAUGGUGCUGACCUGGGGCUUCUACUACCUGAUCAAGUCUUUUAACUCCGUCCUCCCGUGGUCCACCUGUGACAACGUAUGGAACACGCCCAGCUGCAUCGAGGCCUUUCAUCAUCAGCAAUGCAGAAACAGCAGCCUGGCCAACAUCACCAUCGCCAACAACAUGACCUGUGACGACCUGGCCAACUCGAGGUCGCCCGUCAUCGAGUUCUGGGAGAACAAGGUGCUGAACAUCUCGCCGGGUCUGGAUGUUCCUGGGAGCUUCCACUGGGAGCUCAUGCUGUGUCUGAUGUUCGUCUGGGUUCUUGUUUACUUCUGCGUCUGGAAAGGAGUCAAAUCCACCGGGAAGAUUGUGUACGUCACAGCGACCUUCCCCUACGUGGUCCUCGUCAUCCUGCUGGUCAGAGGUGUCACUCUACCCGGAGCCUACGACGGCAUCAUGUACUACAUCAAACCUGAUUGGUCCAAACUGCGGGAGGCUCAGGUGUGGAUAGACGCCGGGACUCAGAUCUUCUUCUCCUACGCCAUCGGACUGGGAGCUCUGACAGCGCUGGGCAGCUACAACCGCUUCAACAACGACUGCUACAAAGACGCCUUCGUCUUGGCUCUGAUCAACAGUGGAACCAGUUUCUUUGCUGGUUUCGUCGUGUUUUCUAUUCUGGGCUUCAUGGCCAAUGAGCAGGGAGUCGACAUCUCACAGGUCGCUGAGUCAGGUCCAGGCCUGGCGUUCAUUGCGUAUCCGAAGGCCGUCAGUCUGAUGCCGGUGGCUCCGCUCUGGGCGGCGCUCUUCUUCUUCAUGCUGCUGCUGCUGGGGCUGGACAGUCAGUUCGUGGGCGUCGAGGGUUUCGUCACUGGGAUCCUGGAUCUGUUCCCCGGACACCACAACCAUAAAUACAAGAGGGAGAUCUCCGUGGCGAUAUGCUGUCUACUGUGCUUCAUCAUUGAUCUCUCCAUGGUGACGCAGGGAGGGAUGUACGUCUUCCAGUUGUUUGACUACUACUCGGCCAGUGGAAUGACUCUGUUGUGGCAAGCAUUCUGGGAAUGCAUAAUAGUUGCCUGGGUCUACGGUGCUGACCGCUUCAUGGACGAUGUGGCUCGUAUGAUUGGCUACCGUCCUUUCCCCUGGAUGAAGUGGUGCUGGUCCUUCAUCACUCCAUGUGUCUGCCUGGCCAUCUUCGUGUUCCACCUGUUCAACUACAAACCUCUGACCUACAACAACGUGUAUGUGUACCCGUGGUGGGGCGAGGUGAUUGGCUGGUGUAUGGCUUUGUCCUCCAUGCUCUGCAUCCCCGUCAGUGUCCUCUACAAACUGUUCAGAGCAAAGGGAACAUUCAAAGAGCGCUGGGCCCACCUGACCACUCCGGUGUGGGGGGGCCAUCACCUGGAGUACAUGGCCCCCGACGUCAGAGACCUGACGCUGAUCUCCCCCGGCACCGACGACAACAAGGUCAUCAUCUUUGAGAGCGUCAUGUAGUCUGGGCUCCACCAAUCACAGAGCUCCAUCUCCAUCCAUCCCACCGAGCACCUGGACCUCAGAGAUCAUCAGCUGAUCAGAGCUUCAUCUGCUUCUCGAUAGGAAAACAUCUGACCCUCAACCAGAAGGUCUCCUGACUGACGGCGUCGGGUCCAGCUUCUUCUGUCCUGGAUUAAUGGAUUCAAUGGAAGCUUGUGUUGAUGGGGUUGUGCAAACACACACCUACCUACCUGUUAGAGGGCCAUUACACACACCCACACACACACACACACACCUACCUGUUAGACAGCCAUUACACACAGACACACACUCUCUCACACACCUUUGACCUCUGUGUGUGUCGAGGCCAUUUGUUGAGACAGAAUUCUAGACAAACAGACUGAGCCCCAGAAAAAGAGCCGAGGUCGUUUGCGUCGUAACAGGAAUUCAAACGUUCGGUCCUUCAGUCACGUGAUGAAACCAUGAGAUGAGCUCACUUCCUGUUAAGGCUCAUUUAUUCUGACGUUAUGUCCGAUAAGAAAACCCCCCCCCACAGACUUCAAUGCAUCCUGUACGCUGCCAUGGUUUGUGAGCAGUACGUCCACUAGAGGGCAGCGCCAGAAGUUUUCUGAAAACAACACAAAGCAGUCGCAAUGUAAACGUCGACUCCAUUUCAACUUCUUCCUUGUGUGCUGUGGUCAUCUUGCUUUAACCAUUGGUUGCACUGCCCCCACUGAUUUCCUGUGGUACUGCUUCAUUUAGUCAGUUUGAUCCGUAAUGAAGGCACAGUUCAGACAGGAAGCUCCCUCGUUUCACUGUACUUAUCCAAAGUUGAGCAUAAAUGAGCCUUAAUAGGUCAAAUGAAAACUAAAGGUUUAACACUUCAAACAUUUAACAAGAAAACAUUCCUGUUACGGGGUAACCAUCGGUCCCUGAACUCACCACGCUGCCAGGAAGCUGAGCUCAAUGAGCCCCGAACGCAUCAUCAGACUGAUCCUGGAUCUGCUUUAGUCCUGAGUUUUACUUUGACCUUUAACCUUUGACGUCUUUAAGUCUGUCAGCACUUUAUUUGACACUUUGAUUGUUCUGAAUUCUGAGGUUCAGGGUUUCUGUUCUGUUCUCAAGUUCAAUACUGUGAAUCACCAGCUCCGACUACCGAUCCCAGAUCAGUCCUGACUGCUGGGCAGCGUGUGGCUCUUUGACCGUUGACCUCUGACCUGUCGCCCAGAGGCAGAUCCUGAGUCAGAGGGAAGGUUCCAGUGAGGAUUCAGUCGUUGUGUUUGCUCUGGGUCGUCGAGCUCGACCUUUUACUCUGAAGCUCAACAAACACAAAGUUAAAUUCAUCUCAAUUCAAACUCAACAUUGUUUUUAGAUCCGGAAACUUUCAACCAACAGAGAAAACAAAUCUAAUAAAUGAAAUAAUCAAUAAUCACUUCAUUGAGAGAAAAGGAUGAACAUUAGUUCAACUUCAUCGUUCUGAUUAUUUUCUCACAUUUUACAGAUCAAUGAUAUUUGAUCAACAGACGUCGAGUAAACUACAAAACAUCACAGACUGAAUCUCACUGGAUCUGACCUUUGACUUGAAUACGCCCCCCCCCCCCCCCCGUCGACUGAAGUGCCAAACGAAACGAUUCGCGCUCGACGCUGCCAAUCAUCAGCCCGAUCACUCAUCUCUGCCUCGUCUCCUCAGUCUCGUGAACGCUAGGCUCCUCCCUCGUCACAAACGGAAGCCGACAGUAAACGUUGAUCUGAAAGUGUUCACGCAAACACUCAUCGUACUCAGGGGAGAUUCAGUCUCUCUCGCUGACACGUCGCUGGAAGAGAGAAACGUCAUCAUGGAAACUGGUCAAUUUACCUGAGCAGAUUUUUAAACAUCACUUUUCUCUCAUUACGAACACGUGAAAAGACAAAUUUGCUACAAUGUUUAAAAAUCGUUUUUAGCGUCUGUGGUUCUCUUCACUGGAGCGCGACUCUCGCGUUCACCCUCCGUCCAAUCAGCUGCUGGCGAGGGGAGAGGCGGGGCCUCAACGUGAUGCCGAGCGUUGCCUUACGUCGUUGUCUUAAAUCUCGAGCCGAACGCUUGACGAGCCAAACCCGGAGCCCUGCAGGACAUCCUGUGUACUGCAGGGCUCACAUCCGACCAAUCAGCAGUCUGCACGGGCGUGUCUACAACUCUGUCUCCUAGCAACCAGUCCCCUUCCACGUGUCACAGGGAACUGAACGAUCGGAAUCUAAGACGAAGUAAAACUACAUGCAACUGCACAUUGUUAUAAAAUAAUGUUGCCAGCACUUUUAAAUAGAUUUGUGUUAGAGAUUAUGUUUUGUUUUACAUAUUGUAAAAAAUAUCCGAGAUUUAUUUUGUGGAGGCUUUUAUUUUGCUGAUACAGAAAACUCUGACAAAUAUAUAUAUUGAAUAUCUGUGUGUGUAUCUAUAUUUGCUGCAGUAUGUAAAUGUGAUGACUGCGAAGAGGAUUUCUGAUUGUUCACGUUUAGCCAGCGAACACGAGCAGCGAGCCGACCGACCGGCUCCAGGCUACCUCACUCCUCAUCACACGAUCAGGAGGGAACCUGUUUUAGCUUUUUAGGAAAAUGUUUUGUCAGCAGGAGGCGACGGUGGAAAGUGUUUCUGGAAACGUUUCCCGCCUCGUCCUGUUUCCUGUUGCAGCUUGAAAGGUUCUCAAACAUCGAGGAAAAUGAAAUAAACUGAAAACCUGCAGGAAGCAAAAAAAAACUUCAGACAAAAUGAAAAGUGGAAGUUGAACGUGUCAUAUGUUUGUGCGUCUGUGGUGAUGACAACCACGCAUGUUGUCGCGGAGAGGCCUUGAAGUUGUGUCUCGCUGGCUGAGGUGAACAAGCAGCAAGGGGCGGGGCUUAUUUUUGGCGAGUUUGCUGCGAUGCAGUGAUGUUAAAGCUGUCGAGGCUUCGUGCUGAACACACAACGAAAGGGAAUUUCAUUUUCAUUUACUUUUCUGAUUUCUAAUUCUCAAAGUGCUUAAGUGUUUGAUGAGUUUUAGCUUUAGAGGAUUUUAGCAAUUUUUUUCUGUGUUUUAUUUUGUUGAAUAUCAGUAUUCCCCCCCCCCCCCCAAAAAAAAAACAAUAAUUCUGUCUGCUUUUCUAAUUUGAUCAAAAUGUAUUUGCACAUAUUUUACUUGACGACAAACAAAGAAUCUUUUAAGAUUAAAAAUAGAUUCAUAUUUGAGAAGUGCAGCUGCUGCUGGUUCACUAACAUCAACUACAUAUCCCAGCAUGCAGUGGGACUGAAGAACACCUGUACGAGUCCAACACUAAACCGUGGUUCUUUAAAGAAAACGAUGAUUCUUCACGAGAAAUUAAAUCAAACAAUCAUUUGAGGAUUAAAAACUUCUGUCAGUUUGAAUGAAAUCAUUUGAGACUCAGAGAACUGAAGAUGAACUUCAAGACAAGAAUCUGAUUUCAAACUAAAAGCAGAUUUAAAGAGACAGUAACAGAGAGUAUUCGAUGUUACAUGAUUAGAAAAGUUGUCGUAGUCGAGUCUGAAGUGCCACUAACGCCACUAAUGAAACUAACGUGAGGCAGUAUUUUAUAGAAACGUCUCAUUUUAAACUUUUAUUUUCAAAGUGAAGUUUUUUUUUAAUGGAGCCUCGGAGGGUUGGAGCCUGAAAAAGAUUCAAAUCUGCAAAUGAAAAUGUACAUUUACCAAAAUCUGGUGUUUUUUCAUGUCAUUUUAUCUUUGUGCUCUUCUGCCAAAAAAACGACAUCAUGUUAUGACGUGACUUUUGAAGAGAGACGGAGGACGGCAGCUGAGGUCAGAGGAAAUAAGACUAAAUCAUCAACCGCUGGUUUGAAUCCUCACGUUUACUGUGAGGAUUCUUUCAGGGUUUGAGGUUCAGCUGGAGACAGACUGAUGUCCUCAACACGACCCCUCUCUAGAACAUGAAACACGUCUGAAACACGUCUCAGUAUUUGUCUAUGAAUCUCUUUCAUUCUGCUGCUCCACUGAUUUUUCCCUUUUAAACGUUUUAUGUUUUUAUGGCUGAAAUGUAAAAUGAAUACAAAGAUCACGUCCUUCACCACAAAGCUUUUAUAGAGAGAAAAUAUGUUCCAUGUAUUUUCAGCCUGUUCUGUGGCGACAAGGAAGAUAUAAAAUACAAAAAUGGAUUUAUGCAGAUUUAAUCUACGUAUUGUUUUUCAAACUUUGCUGUGAUAUAAAAUAUUUUAAGUGAGAUAAAUGAGAUAUUUUGAUUUUAAUAUUUAUUAAAAAAGUAUAAAAACUAAUCGAAAGAAUCCAGUCACUACAUCUUUUCUUGAAGCUGUUUAUUUUCUAUGGUUUUAUUAUAAAGAUUUAUUCUAGUUAAAUGAUUAUUUUUUGCAAAUAUCAGAUUUUUAUCUAAAUAUUUUUACUUUGCUUUUGAAAUCUCAGACUUUUUUUUUUUACGAGGAUCCCUAAAACUUAGAGGAAAUAUGAAAUAUGAGUGAAGCCGUCAUCAGUCUGUCUCUAACACUGAGUGAUGUCACAGUGAUGUCAGCUGAUUGACAGGGGACUUAUGCUGUCUGAAAUGUUUCAGUUGCAGUACUAUACGUGGCCACUGGGCGGGGCUAGCUGAGGUAUCGAGCUCUUCUUACGUUCAUGGUGUGAACUGAACAAACUAUGCAAAGAGUCUCAGCUCUGAACUUUUCUGUGGUUUGGACGAACAGUCUGUCGGAAAAGACUCGAAACGAUGAUGAACCAACGAAAAACCUUCUGUCAAACAACGUGAAAAUGUGGGAGUUUGAUUCAUAAAACAAAACAAACGUUAAACAUGAUAAAUGAUUUGUGUUUCUCCCUCCAGACUUUCAAAGAAUAUUCAGAGAAGCCACGAUUAUUAUUAUUUACGAGCUCAGUUUUUUCUAACAUUCGGUCGAUUCUGACGCCAAAAGUUUUGGUAAGAGAAAAGUUAAUCAUAAAGAAUCAACUGAGUCAAAAGAAUCUGUUCUGUUCGUCCACCGCAGCUUGUGAUUAUCGAAAGCGUGUUUCCUUCAGCCGAGAGCAACACUGCCCCCUGCUGAGGGGGGGUGGAAAAAAAGAUUGUCAAUGAUUUUAGAGCCAGAACACUUUUAACUACACAUUUAAAAUCAACAGAAUAUUAAGGGGAACGUUCUUGUUUCACGGACACUUCACAUUAACUCUCUGGCUACACGAGUCACUGGUGCUGCCGUAAAACUACCAAAAUCUUUGCUCUUUAAACUAAAUAACCUUCUUACCUUUUACGUUGUUUUGAAAGCAGUGUGACCAGCAGGGGGCGCUGUCCUCUGGUGGGAGAUACCAUUUUGUUUGGGCUGGAAACAGAGAAAAUGUUACGUGUUUGAAUUCAAUGAAAUGUUAUAAAGUUAUUUGAACUGAAAGAAGAGGAUUAAAAAUGUGGUUGUGAUAAAAUGAAGGUGUUUGUUGUAACUGGAGUUUACAGAAUCUAAACACACUCAUGAGGUUUUAAAUAUUUAAUGUAAGAACAUCCGACACAGAGCUUUGAUCCUUAUGCUGCAUCUGAUGUAGAGUGCAACGUGGUCACUGGUUGUGUUGUCUAGAAAGAGUUGAGUCAAGAAUAAUCCUCCUUCUCUGGAGCACAAAGUCGAAACCAACAUUUUAAGAUUCAGUGUAAUUUGCACUUUGACAGAACGACAUCAUCUCCGAUGCCCACGAUGAAUAAAUCUCUGAAACGUUACGUAAAAACCAAACCAACAAAUCAUUCUAGAAUCAGAUGAAACAAGACUUUCUUCCUCCAGAGUCUUUUCUCAGUUCUGAGUACAAUCCUUGGAAAUCUUCAAUUGUUCUGAUUUGAAAACAUCUGCUGAAGCUCCUCCUCUUUUUCCCGCCCAAACUGAGCUACUUGCUGACCUCAUUCUUCCUAGCAUCGGCCAUUUUGUUUUAACUGUGUCUGUGACUUCCUGUAAAUCGCCGUCUUCCAUCCAGAACUGUAGAUUUCUAGAGUCGAUCGAGUGAAAAGGGUCUCGAGGAACGAACGGCUGUGUUCGAGUCUCUGGGCUCGACGUGAACGAGUCACCAGCCAAAACCUGUGAGCCCAGAUGGUGUCAGUUGUUCUGCAUUGACCUUUGACCCCUGUGAAGGUCUCCACGCUGUAUCCACUGUGAUCGUUGUGCUCGUCCACCACCGACUAAACCAACAGCAAUAAAACCAGCACCUUGGAAAACA
Messenger RNA from Platichthys flesus (European flounder), 9014 nucleotides. RefSeq names its product solute carrier family 6 member 8 (gene slc6a8). Gene Ontology annotation, biological process: sodium ion transmembrane transport. Gene Ontology annotation, cellular component: membrane. The transcript is spliced from 13 exons. The coding region runs from base 884 to 2869 and encodes 661 amino acids. The record is from RefSeq and is a predicted model, not a curated record. NCBI's taxonomy places the organism in Eukaryota, Metazoa, Chordata, Actinopteri, Pleuronectiformes, Pleuronectidae.